This is a messenger RNA of [Candida] anglica, 804 nucleotides long. The record is from the annotation of a GenBank genome assembly. Lineage: Eukaryota; Fungi; Ascomycota; Pichiomycetes; Serinales; Debaryomycetaceae.
AUGUCUUCUGAUUUAGAAAACCAGCUUCAUGUGAUAUCACAGGGAAAACCGAGCCAAAUUCAUGCAGAAAACUCCUCUCUUGAUGGUCUUGAAGUGUCCAAAGUUUCCACGGAAGGUGAGUAUAUUCAGAUUGGUAAUGAACGGUUCCGUCGUACGGAACUUGUCCAAGCUUUUGGUGGAUCUAUGACAGCGGGGUUAUCUCCACCUCCAAAGCAUGAUUUUGCUAAUCCUGCUCCAUUGGGGCUAUCUUCUUUCGCCCUCACUAUGUUUGUUCUUUCUCUAGUGAAUUGUGAGGCAAGAGGUGUUGUAAUACCUAACAUAGUUGUAGGUCUUGCCUUUUUCUACGGUGGGAUGGCCCAGCUUGUAGCUGGGAUGUUUGAAAUAGCAGUAGGUAAUACAUUUGCAGGAGCAGCAUUAUCUUCAUAUGCCGGCUUUUGGGGUUCUUGGGCUGCAAUUUUCACUCCUACAUUCGGUAUUAUUACAGCCUACGAUGGACACUCGGAAGAAUUAAGAAAUGCAAAGGGUCUUUUUCUUGUUGGUUGGUUUAUUUUCACUUUUUUCUUGAUGCUAUUAACAUUGAAGUCUACCGUGGCCCUUUUCGUGUUAUUUUUCCUUCUAUCCAUCACUUUCCUUCUACUAGCGAUAGCUGAAUUUAAAGAUUCCAUUCCUGUCAAGAAAGCUGCGGGCGUUUUCGGUCUUUUAACUGCAUUCGCCGGUUGGUAUAAUGCCUUUGCCGGAACAAUCUCAUUGUUGAUACUAGAUGUUCCAUUAAAUUCCUUGAAAUUUGAGUUUCCUAAACCUUAA